This is a messenger RNA of Bombus pyrosoma, 14618 nucleotides long. RefSeq names its product sodium/calcium exchanger 3 (gene Calx). NCBI's taxonomy places the organism in Eukaryota, Metazoa, Arthropoda, Insecta, Hymenoptera, Apidae. Gene Ontology annotation, cellular component: postsynapse; sarcolemma; axon. Bases 918 to 3536 code for a protein of 872 amino acids. The transcript is spliced from 10 exons. Gene Ontology annotation, biological process: calcium ion import across plasma membrane; sodium ion transmembrane transport; cell communication. Gene Ontology annotation, molecular function: calcium:sodium antiporter activity. The record is from RefSeq and is a predicted model, not a curated record.
GAGCAAGCGAGGUCCGCCACGUCUAGGCAGCUCGAGAGACUCUACUCCCACCCAGCUCUCCUCUUCCUUGCUCGCUUUCUCUCUCUCCUCUUUCAGUGUUCGUUCGAACACGGCCCGGUACGGUUCUGUCGCCCCGUGCUCGAAGGAUCCUCUUCGUGAUGGGAGCUCGCUGCCGCGGUGGUAUCGGCAGGUUCCCUCGGUAGCCGAUUCUCCGACCCACCGAUGUCGCACGGCUUGUCAGGGUGAUACGCGCGGUUCCUAGACAGGUAGUUCUCGUUUGCGGUCGGAUAAUCGGCACGUAUACGCGCGUACACUCACACACGCUGUAUACACACACACACACAUACACAACACAUACACACAUGUACAUGUACAUAUAUACGCGGAAAAUCGGAAGAUAAAGGUCCGUGGUUUCUGUCACGGGGAACGUGGUUCGAGAGGAGUAAGAAACACGAAAACGGAGAAAGAGGGUGAAGUGCGUGUGGAGGAGAGUGCGAGAUCCAAAGAGGGAGGUACCUAAGUGCACGCAAAGGCGGAAAGAGAGCCGCGAACAAGAGAACCUCCGAAAAUAUCGUUUCGAUGAGGAAACGGUGGUGAGAACUCCGCUAGCGAGAAGACGCGGGUUUGCACGAGUAUCGACAGUUGGCUUCCACUCGAAAUCGCAAGAAUAGGCAGAGGGGCUAUUCACCCUUACCAUACGCCACGAGGGCGAUCGGUUCGCUCUACGAUCGGAAUCAAAGUCGUUUGUCAUUGUCGAAAGCUGUUCACCCUCUGGGAGCGAAGCUCGAGGCAACUCUAGUCGUUUGUGUCACGGCGGUCAGAGGUCGGCGAUUCGAUCUUGAAUCAAAUCGGGGUUGGUCGAGGCGUUUCCGUCGUACGGGGGAGAAGGAAAAUCAUAAGAGAAAGUCGGAAGAAAGAUGUCGGGAAAUUAUUCGGUCCGGUGCGAGCCCGGUCUAGUGGUGCCGUUAUGGGGACCGCUGGAGAACCUCUACCUCUCCGACGUGAUCUUCCGCGGAUUUGUCUACUUUCUUCUGCUGUUGUACCUGUUCAUCGGCGUGUCGAUAAUCAGCGAUCGUUUCAUGGCGGCGAUCGAGGUGAUCACAUCGAAGGAGAAGGAACUGGUGGUUCGCCGCCAGGGUAAGGAGCCGCAGAUCGUGGUGGUGCGGGUAUGGAACGAGACCGUGGCGAAUUUGACGUUGAUGGCGCUGGGUAGCAGCGCGCCGGAGAUCCUCUUGUCGAUCAUCGAGAUUUGGGCGAAGAACUUCCAGGCUGGAGAAUUAGGGCCGGGCACGAUCGUCGGCUCGGCUGCCUACAACCUCUUCGUCAUUAUCUCGCUGUGCGUGUUCGUGAUACCAAACGGCGAGACCAGGAAGAUCAAACACCUGAGAGUGUUCUUCGUGACCGCCACGUGGAGCAUCUUCGCUUACGUUUGGCUGUACGUGAUCCUGGCGGUUUCCAGUCCUGGCGUGCUCGAGGUUUGGGAAGGUAUCCUCACCUUUUCAUUCUUCCCAGCCACGGUUCUCACGGCCUACGUGGCCGAUCGACGUCUGCUCAUCUACAAGUAUCUACACAAAGGCUACCGGAUGAACAAGAGAGGGGUGAUCGUGCAGGCCGAGGCCGGUGAUUCGGACGGUGGGGUGGAGCUCGAGAUUAAACCUCAGCAGGACAACUUUCACAACAUGACGGACGCCGACACGCCCGAAGCAAAGGAGUUCGAGCAGACCAGAAGGGAUUACAUUAAUACUCUGAGAGAACUAAGAAGGAAACAUCCCACUUUGCCGCUGGAACAACUGGAGGUGAUGGCUCACGAAGAGGUGCUCGGAAAGGGACCGAAGAGCAGAGCGUUCUACAGGGUACAGGCAACCAGGAAGAUGGUCGGUGCAGGAAAUCUCAGCAAGAAGAUCAGCGAAAGGGCGCAGAGUGACCUGAGCGAGGUCAAGGCCGAGCUGCAAAGGCAAGAGGCGGAGAGCAUCGACAUCGAGAACGUGAACGCCAUGAGAAUCUUCUUCGAACCUGGCCACUACACCGUGAUGGAAAACGUCGGUACCUUCGAGGUGGGAGUGACCAGAGUUGGCGGUGACCUAACCAAACCGUGCACCGUCGAUUACUGCACCGAAGAUGGCUCGGCCGAGGCUGGUUCCGAUUACAUCAGCGCCAAGGGCACUCUGACCUUCGACCCGGGCGAGACCAGGAAAACCAUCAAGCUCUCCGUCAUCGACGACGAGCUGUUCGAAGAGGACGAGCAUUUCUACAUCAGAUUGAGCAACGCGUCGCAGCCUGCCAUGCUGGUGUCACCUAGCUUGGCGACCGUGAUGAUCCUCGACGACGAUCACAGCGGCGUGUUCGGCUUCCCCGAAAGAGACGUCGAGCUGGUGGAAAGCGUUGGUCAGUUUCCUUUGCGAGUGGUGAGAUACAGCGGUGCCAGGGGACGUGUGACCAUCCCCUAUCGCACCAUCGAAGGAACGGCCAAGCCUACCAAGCAAUACAUGCACACGGAGGGCUCGCUCACCUUCGAGGACAAUCAGACCGAAAAGCUGAUCCAGCUGUCGAUCAUCGAGGAGGAUUCGUACGAGAAGGACGCGCUGUUCUAUGUCGAGUUAGGCGAACCACAGUUACAAGGAGGAUCCAACGUGAAUGGACCCGAGGCAGGGAUUGCAGUGGCGGCGGAAAUGAAGCAGCCGGAGGAGCGUACUGCCGAAGAAAAAAUGGCGUUGCUUGGGAAACCGAAACUGGGCGAGGUGUCCAGGGCGCAGAUACGAAUCAAAGAAUCGAAGGAGUUCAAGAACACGGUGGAUAAACUGGUGCAGAGAGCCAACGCUUCCAUCCUGCUCGGAACGAGCUCGUGGAAGGAACAGUUCACGGAGGCGUUGACGGUGAGCGGCGGCGACGAGGACGAGGGCGAAGGUGCUGGUGAACCAAUCUCACCGUCCUCCUUGGAUUAUCUGAUGCACGGCUUGACCUUAUUGUGGAAGGUGUUGUUCGCGUUCGUCCCACCAACUGAUAUCGCCGGUGGUUACCUGUGCUUUGUCAUCAGCAUAUUCGGAAUCGGUGUGGUGACGGCGGUAAUCGGAGACGUCGCAUCCUACUUCGGCUGCACCCUGGGAAUCAAGGACUCGGUUACCGCGGUGGUUUUCGUCGCUCUUGGUACCAGCAUUCCCGACACGUUCGCGAGCAAGGUGGCCGCCUGCCAGGACAAGUACGCCGAUGCGAGCGUGGGCAACGUGACCGGAAGUAACGCGGUGAACGUCUUCCUGGGGAUCGGCAUUGCAUGGAGCAUCGCAGCCAUUUACCAUGCCUUGCACGGUGAAAAGUUUUUGGUAGAACCGGGCAAUUUAGCCUUCUGCGUGACGUUGUUCUGCACGGAAGCUUGCCUGGUAAUCCUGAUUCUGCUACUGAGGCGGACGAAGAACAUUGGCGGCGAACUCGGCGGACCUUUCGUACCGAAGCUCGUUACGUCGCUGGUCCUUUUUUUCCUCUGGGUGUUCUACCUCAUUAUGUCGAUCCUCGAGGCCUACGGCUACAUCGAGGGCUUCUAAAAGGAGCCCGUUCAACGCUCGCAAACAUCGGCCUACAACCGCUCCGCGUGUAUCUUAAACUCGUCGCGUCCGCCAAGACGUGUGCUCAACGAAACGUUCUCUCGGACAAAAGGGAAGUGGAAUCGAAAGGGUGCGAUUUCGCUGGCGAACGAACUGUCUGAACUGUGCGCCGGAAAAUCACUGGUAGCUUUCACCCUCCCACACACGGGAUGAACAACAACGAACGUGAUCGCGUGGCGUUAUCGAAUGCGUGCAUGUGCGUAGGUACCUGAGAGAAUGAGCGUGAGAAAGGGAGAGCGCGAGUAUGUGUGAGAAGGAGCGAAUAAUUGGGAAAGAAACGAAAGCAGUUAAUCACAGGAAAGGGAAGAAGUAGAAGAGAAAAGUGAGUAGAAGAGGAGAAGGGAGGAUAUACGAGAUGGACAAAGGAGAAGCUUACGUGUGCGAGGAAGUAAAGUGAGUUUGCCUUAAACGUAAUUUAACGUAAUAAAACGUACGAAAGGAACGCGUUCUAGUCUCCGGCCGUGGCUCGUACGUUCACGGCUCUUAUCAAAUAGAAUGCAAGAUAACAAAAAUCAGAGAAGGAUAUAUUAUAUACAUAUAUUAUAUACACAGACACACGUACGUAUAAAUAGCGUAUUUAUUUAGUCCUUGAUGGAACACAGGUUUCUAUGGUAUUUUAGUAGCGGAUUGUAUUGCCAUUCCUCUUUCGCCAGAGAACGAUGUCGCUAAUUUUAUAUAAACGUAUAUUAUCAUACGAUGCUCCUUUCCGAACGCUCAUCGAUUCUGUCGCGAUCCCGCGGUCGCGAUAAGUUUUCCGGGCGGCCGUAGAGUUCCGUUAUAUCGAAGGAAGUCGUAGAUCGGAAUCGAUUUGCAUGAGAAAAGUCCGAAUCGCGACCUCACGCAGGAAUACUACACGUAGAUAAAUAAGUUGAAGAUAUAUAGCCGCGGCGAGAGCAAGGCAAUGUACAGUGGAAGCGCAAAUUAUUCACCGACUCCCUCGCGAAGGGGAAAGAUUCUUCGAAUAGGAAGACAAACGUUCGAGAUUAGAAUCCCUCGGACGCUGGCAAGAUCCCUUUUAAACGAACAUCCUGUUUAAUCGCGUUACAUCGAACGUAUUUGUCGAUUUAGCCAAUACGCCGAUGGAGUAUUUCGUUUCGACCGUGGUUUUGCCUAUUCGCAACAAAUCGAGCCGUGACUCUCGAACGGAAAAUAAAAGGAGAGAUAGAAAGUAAUAGAUGCGCGAUCUCGAUAAUAAGCCAGCUCGCCGCAACGAUUGCUUAGAUCGUUACCACGAUGAAACAUGUUUGCUAUUUAUUAAGAAUUAAAUUAGGUAGUGCGACAAACAUAAUGAAAGACGCGUGCACGGUGUACGGCGGCCUUCGUUCGAAUGUCGAAAUUUUCAUUGGUGUUCACUGCCUUUGAUCGAGGGUCGCUUCAACACCUGACGCGUCGAGUAACGUUAAAACAAUUGAACGGACAUUAGUAGAACGACGUAGAGCACGUACGAUGUAAAAGGAAAAGAAAAAAGAAAAAAAAAAUAGAAGCAUACGAAGAAGAAAAGCGAGCACGCGUUAAAAACAGCCGCAUCGAUACGAGCAAUUGUGAGUUUCUGAGACCGUGUGCUCGAGGUUCGACAUUGAUAUCGGAUAUCCGUCGGAUACUCGAAAAAUCACAGUGACUUAUUAAACGUUCUCAGUGAGAACAACUGUUCGAUUAAUUUUAGCGAAACAUUGACCGGCCGACACGUGGCUGAAUCUAUUGUAGUUGAACGUGUCCUUAACGGCCACUCGUCUAAAAACCUAUAGUUACGUAGAGAUUUAACUAACACUGCAAAGGUUGUAACUGACUAAAGUAUUACUGUAUUAUUUUCACCGAGCACCGAGGUAAUCGAGGAGAACACGUCCGCGAUACGAAUCAGUCUCGCGAUACGGAUUCUCAUCGACGUGUCCUUGACUCUCGCCUUUCCGUCGUGGAUUAAAUAUAGCAGAGAAUUCUGCCGUCUAUUAAUCUCCGAGGAACGACAAAAAUUAUCAAGGUCGUUAAAACUUGCAGACAUAGCUGAUGAAUGAUUCACGCUCAGAUCGUCGAACGAGCCUUAUCUCCCUAGAAUCGCGCGUAAUUAACAGAAAAAUGAUAAAAGAGGCCAGUCGUAAAGGAAUUGUGAUCGUGUUCGUUAUUUACGAGCGGAUUGCGAAAGAGCCUUUAAACGAUUUCCAAAACGAUGUACGAGGGAUAGGCGUGCUUCCCUUUUCGUCCGAGGACAUGAUGAAACAAGGGCAGUGUACCUGGGAAGAAUCUCUCGAUAGACGCAGAACGUAGGAGAACCGAAUUUUCACGGGGAGCGAAUCAAUUCGUGCGAAUACCAAGUCGUUUGCAGGCAGAAAAACGCAAGAGAAAACGCGGCUACGGCUUGAACGCGCGCGCGCCAGAGUAAAAAGACGCGGAAGAGUCGUGGAAAGAUUCACCGGAUGGUCAAGCGGAACUCCGACGACCCGGAAUUCCGGCCAGAACACUCCGUCAAUCCGCACCGUGCUACCGCGUUUCCUUUUGCGUCGAGUCGCAGAUGGAAGCAAACCGAAUCUACCGCAGAAACAGAGUCUGGGACUUGGAGGUCGUUAAUUCUAAAAAUCGUGUUAUAUAAUCUUGUACGGUACGCUUGAUAGAAUGUUCGAUUUUGAAAUCUUCAUCGCGUUUCUUCGAUGCUUCUCCUGCGAAGAAAGAAUUUCACCGUGAGAUCAAUCGAAGGUCGUUUGAAGAUAGCUUCUGAGUCACUCGAUGGUCGUAGGAAGGCUGCUUCAAAUAACUCGACGUCGAAAGGAAAUUCAAAGGAAAAUACACGCACACUGUUACCGCUGGAACAGCAUUUACUCUAGCAGUACAGUUUAUACGAAGUGUCGCAGACACAUGGUUGGUGCUCGACGAACGAAUACCAAACGCACAUAAGAAAAUCGAAGCUAUCAUUCUUCUUCGAUGUUUCCAUUAUCCUGGUAGCGAAGGCUACGAUGAAUUAGUUUCUUUGACGAGGCUCGAGAUGUUAUCCGAGCCAAUUACACUUGCCAACUUAUCGCGUGAAGGAGCAAGAAGUAGCUCUUGCGAAGAAAUAGCCUUCUCUCGCAAGAAUAACCGUUUUCGUUGUGAAACGAGUCUACCAACGUGUAUUUGAUCUUUAAUCGGGAUAUUUGUUUUCAAAUUAAGAGGAUCUUUUGUACGCUUCGGCUCUAGGUCUAGGAAAUCUUUCACGGUUCGUUUCUUAAAAAAUUCUUCGUAGAAACUUACCCGGAAAUCUGAACUUCGUACGUAGCUACUCGGUCGCAGUUGGGAAACGAUGGAGGAACGAUCUCGACGAAGCAUAGUACGACAUUCCGUGUACAGUUGUCGAUUGAUCGAAUGCCACGCGCGUAGAUUUGCUCUAAAUCGAUUUCGGUGAUUCCUGAUGGUCCGCGAGAGGGAGAACAAAAAAAUGAAUCAAUCAAAGGAACACGAUGUGAAAGUUGGAGUCUCCGUCGAGUUUCUUCCCUUCGAUCUGCCUGCAAACGACGCUAGCGGAGUUAAAAAACACGCGAUCCCUCGUGAACCUUAGCCAAUUACGCGGAGUACUACCUUCCAGUGUACGCCGUAUAACCGUUUACACAACCCAGCCGAGGGCCUCGCGUUUUAUUUCACUCCAUUUCGCUCCGGAGGUGGGUUCGGGUGGAAGGGAAAUUGAUGUUAGUAGGGUGAAGCAAAUUUUUAAACCAGAAGAAGCAAAAUCUGCGAAAGCAUCGUAUAAGCGACCACACACGGCCGUGAUGUCAGCCAAAAAGAUCACAGAUAUACAUAUGUGUGUAUAAAGGAGAAAAGAAGUAUAUAGUGUAUGUAUACAUACGAUAUAGAUAUUUUAAUAAGAGAACCGUUCAAAGAGAUUUAAUAUAUAUACAUACAUAUACAGAUAUACAUAUAUAUAUAUAUAUAUAUACACAUAUACAUGUAUAAGUAUACACAUACAGUAGGACGUAUGUAGACGACACUCAAUAGCAAAGCGUUGAAGUGAUAAACCGUAAAUGGGAUCCGAAGAGUUGCCAGGUUCUCGAGGCUCGACUGCUGGACGAACGAUCGUCACCGAUACAAGAGAAAAUUAUCGAAGCCUUUCGAUCGCAAGGGAAACGUCGUCGUCAACCAACAAGAAAGAAAGAGAGAGAGAGAGAGAGAGAGAGAGAGAAAGAGAGAGAAAAGAAGAAGAAAACUCGUCGAUUUCUGUUCUGAACGAGGUGCUUCGUCGCGACCGUGCGUUUCAUCGUCUGGAAACGGUAUGCGCGUGAAAAUACGUUCUGCUACUAAGUACCUGAUUCACCUUUCAAUUUGCUUUCGGAGAGCAACUUGGCCGUCUAAACGGCUGUCCGUUGCUCGCUAACAUAGCCAUUUUACUAACGUGUAACGUUCGAUGCUUAACUUUUCGCUCGUAUGUACCAUUACAAACGGAAUCGUUCUAUCGUAACUCUAAACCUCCUUCGCUCCCUUCGAGGAACGACGUCUCCUGCAGGUCGCGUCGCGCCGUUUUUCUCGCGAUCGGAUGCGAUUCAUCACUGGCGAUUGAAAUUCACACGAGCCGGAAGCUCGCUUGAAAUUCACAGGAUACAGAAUUUCGUGGCGCAAGUACAUGGGAAGAUCGAUAGGGUGUUUUAUAGACGUUGCAGCCAGUUGCACCGAGUCGCACACGGAGAAAAUGGAAGCGAUUGAUCAGACGCAAUCAAAAGUGCUACGCGUACCUCGACGAUCGACACGUCCAGCAGCGUUAUCGGCGAGAAUUUAUGGAAACGGACGAUCUCUCUUCUUCGUGCAUUUAUUCCAAUUACUCCAAUCAUCCAGUCUCUCGUGCAAGAUCCUUUCAAUCCUGUUAAGCGGACUUGCAACAAAACGAAUUCAAUGGCCGCGUGUUUAUGCCACGGACGGUCGUUCGAAUUCGCUCGUUUUAUUCGCCGAGCGUCGUUUUUGAAGCGGCACUAUCUUCAUCCUCGUUUUACAUUUCUUCCCUUGUUUUUCCCCCUCUUUCUCUUCUAUUAGGAGCAUCGUCGCGAAGCGUCCCCAACCUUGCGAACGAACAAGUUUGAUUCUCAUCGACAAAUUUCGUUGCAUCACGCGGCUGACGCGUGAUCACUGGACCGAACGAUUAGUUUCUACCUUUUUUCACCCGAUGGAAUAUUUUGAAAUUCGUGUCGUUGUCGAACGACAGCUCGCGGAUAAGUAUUUUUCACUCGUUAGAAUUAGGUCGAACGCUGAUUAAAGGGAACGUUGCCGAGUGCCGUGCUCCUAUCGUCUGGCCAAAAUUCCAGCGUUUCUUUCACCGAAUUGUAUCGCACUGAAACAAAUUGGAAACUCGGACAACUAAUUUCUUAAUUGAACUCGCGAUAAAAUAAACGAUCCAGGCCAUUCCGCUCGAACGGAAACGAACAGCCCGGCAAACAAAAUGCAAACAGACCACCGGGCAAAACCUCGUAAACCGAAAGUAAUGGAAAUUAUAAUACUCGCUCGCGGCACUCGAGGAUUUUCCAUUUAAUCAUGCCUACCGAUGUUUCCUGUUUAAGUAGAUACUUAGAAUCGAACGACAGCGAGCGGAAAAUGUGCUUUGCUCUUUGAUGGACAUUCUCUAUUUGUUGGAAUUUAAGAACGUCGUUUUCUCAUGGCCAGCCCCAGCUCCCGUCGACGUCGCGAAUCGAUAACGAAAACCCUCUGUGGAAUUGCAUAGAGUCGAGAGAAACUCGCUAAAAUUUGCCGCUGAUAUUGCAAAGGUUUUCAGAUACCUUCGAGCGAGUAACAUUGAUUGCAAAUACGUCGCAUGGGAUGAGAGACAUCGCGGGUCGAGCAAAAUUGAUAGCUCGAAUUCGCGUGAUUCGAUGCUCGUCGGAACCGACGUCUCCUUUGACGCCGAUUUCUUUCCCAUUUUCCCUCUUUUACUUUGUACCAGGUACUCUGUACCGGUUAUACGAACCGCGUAUCUGCGGAGAAAAAGAAUGCGAAACAAAAAGAGCCUCCCCGAGGCGAUCGGCCAUCGCUGGCUCGACUUAAACGAAUUAGAACAACUAGAAACGCAUCGAGCGAACAAUGUUGUCGCGUAGGUUGAUUAAAUCGAAUACUUUCGUAAUAAAAGAUACUUUGUUAGGCGGCGAGCCAACGUGUUUAUACGUUUUGUAUUUUCUAUACAAAGGUGUUGAACGAUCGCGACGAUUAGUUGGAUAGAAAUUAGCAGGGUUUUAGUUUAGAAAUUGGCAUUUCUAGAUUACGUACGAAGUAUCGAUCGGUAGGAUUUAGUUGUUAUCGAAAACAAAGGAACCAAAACCGGUAGAUGCAGAUUCUUGAGAUAUAUAUAAGACUUGAAAAGACUCGCGGAACGAAUUUUCGUCCUUUUAUCCGAAUAUAUCAAAUCGAAUUCUUCAGACCAAUUUCCAUUUCUUCACUUAUCACUUUCAGUCGUAUCGAAAACGGUCCCGAUGAUUCCGUUCUUCUGGUCACUAUCAAUUCUACGUAUCUAUGUAUGUAUAUAUAUAUAUAUACGCGUAUAUUAUCCAGAGUUGCGUAUCUUUAACAACAAUUUCGUUGUUUCUUUAUGACAAUCACGUAGAAUCAUGUGGCUGCGUUAGUAGGCUGAUUUAACAUCGAUAGCUACCACUGAUUAUCUAUUUUCACUUCUAACAUCUUCAAUUGCUGUGAUUUUCAAACGAAAAAUUAACUAAAACAUAGCUAGUCGAUUUUAUAGUUAGCGUAAACGUGGGUAAACUAAGUUCGAUUAAAAAUAAAAAAAUCAAAUCGCGCGGACCAGUGGUAGCCAGUUGGUUUCUGGUUAUGAUUCGGUUGUUGUGCAAAUUAUCACUGAAACAAGGUAUCUGCAUCGAUCAAUUAAUCCAAAGAAUCAAACUUCACGGUUAUACGCACAGUCUGGACCAGCAUGUAAUUGCAAACUCGAACAGAAGAAUCGUCUAUUGAACGCGAUAUUGUCUCUAUAGUUUCUUCGGUAUAUGCUAGUUUCGACUUUCGUCCGUUGAUUAGUCAACUGCAUACGCGAAACGACCAACGUUCUACAGAGAGAACCUUCCAUUCGGACCAAACAAUUCGAAAGCGAAUGUUCGGCGAGUCGUCGUCUGUGCGCGAAACGCGCAGCAAUUUGACGACAGUGCGAGUAAAUCGAACGACUAUCGUUUAUCGUUGCGACGAUUCACGCGCAAAUCGGAGACUCGCGAAACGAACCGACGAACUGGCGUGAGAAAUAAAAACGUAACUUUCGUUCCCGCAGCUCGUCGAAUCGCUCGUAUUUUCUUUUAAUCGAAACGUUUCUCCUUGACGAGAUAUAUCGGUGUAUCGGGGCUGGCCAUGUCUCUUCUACAAAUAAAGCUAAACGUACUAAACUUACUAUACCCACUAAACGUAUCGAGAUUUCUAUUCGAUUUUACUCCCACGAAAAACUAUUAUACUUGUACACUUUUAUCUCUCAUUCUCUAAAGUACUAUACACGCUAUAGGUUAUAACUAAAACAAAAAAAAAAAAAAAGAAAUGUAUUCCUAUCUAUAUAUCUACGUAUAUACACGAGAUCCCUGCUCUUUGAUCUAUCGAUCAACGUUUGUCUUUAAAUCGACGUCUUUACUCACCGCUUGCACGACUCUCGUAGAGACACCAAAGAAACAUAAAACGAUGCGUUAUUAAUCAAACAUAAAAGUAUAUGUAGGACCAUUUGGACUCGCGUCGCGCGAUAGUAUCGUCCUCGAUGAACGAAUCGAGGAUGUCGCGCGUUAUCCAACGGCCCGGCGUCCUCGCGCUAAAAGAAAAGAAAGGCAAAGAACGAAAAAAAAAAAAAAAAAAUGAGAUUCGACGAGCGAAAAAACAACGGCGACCCGAUAGAGAGAGGACUCGCUUCUUCGUUCGCGAUGCCGAUAUAAAUAAGAAAAGAGUUAUAAGAGGGCGGUCGGGCCGUGUUCCUUAGAAACAUUUCGAGAACUAAAGUUGUACCGUAAGAUAUGAAAACUUUGUAAAGUAGAUAGCGGAAAAGAGUGGAGGUGGAGAACGAGGGGUGAUAUUCUCGGAGAGCGGCACUCGCGCUAAUGGAGGAAGAAAAGCGUGCGGAACGAAAUGGAGAGGUGGAUGCACAUUGAAUCUGAGUUUUCUACCGUAUAAGCGUAAUACAACACAAAAUACUGCUCGCCAGUAGACAUUAUAAACGAUGUAUAUAUGUAUUGUUGCGUUAUUGCCUAACAACUUAACGAUAGGUGCGUUAAUGCGAUCGGGAGAAUUAAACAAAUAAUAAAAACAAGUAAAACCUUCUUCUUCCUUGGCAUCAGGGACAUCUGUCCGAUGAUUAGGACGAGUGUAGAGAGUAUCGAUACCUUAUAAUUAGCCAUGUUGUAAAUAGAAGAUGAAGAUUGCUGAUUUUAUGAGAUUUACGAGUGUCAUCGAUGCGAGAUCGAAGGAGAUCGUUCGUUCGACAACCGUACGACUAUCGUCGCCGGUUGUUUCUUCGACUAUUUUAGUUCCUCUCUUUCGACCAUCGUCGAAAUAUAUUUACGAGCACCGGUUAGUAGAGUAUAGAGCACCUGUAAAGCAUAUGAUUUUUAGUUGGAGCGAACGGUUCGUCCGUUUGCUCGCAUCGGCGAUAUUCAAGUUCGUCGUUUCGUUGACCGUUUCCUCGCAGGUCGUUCAGAGGCCUCGAAUAAUUCUCGCUGUUCGAUCGAUUGCUAAUCGUAAGAUCCACGGUGGACGGCACACGUCCCGUUAGCGCGUAAGAAUUCCGACUAGAACUUAAGCCCAUAGCGAAGAUUUAAAAAGAAAAAAAAAAAUGUAAUAAAAUCGAGAAGUUGAAUGUAACGUAAAAGAGGAAAAGGAGAGAAAAAAUAUGAAAAAGAAGAAAAAAGAAGUUUACGGUUAAACAUAGCGAACACCGCAGAAACGAGGAAACAUUCUCCGUGCCCUGAGACAUUUCACACGGAUUCUCCGCUGUUCUUUCCACUCUAUCCAUCUUUGUCGCCCUUUUUAUCCCGUUUCUUUUUUCCAAUCCUCUCGUUCCUCUGAUCGAAGGCGAUCGAUCUGCCACGAUGUUGCUUCGAAUCGUUGUUGAAUCUAUACGAAUCUAUACGAUUGCUACUCCUGUUCCUUCUUGCCCUUUUAUUUAUUUCCCUUUCGUAUCUUUUCGCUAGCAUUUCCCUUCCCUCUUCCUAAUCCCAUCCGUUUCCUAAUCCCUUUCGUUCCUGUCGCUUUGUUCCAUCUGAUUCCAAGUAACUGUGCGUUCGCCGCGUUUCGAUACGUCACGCACGAACUUACGUUAUCCGCAACCUUUGCGCCAUACAACGAAAUGCGAUUACGUUUACGUUGCGCUCGUAAAAGCGUUCGCACGAUUGUAUAUCGCUUGAAUCGAGAAACUGUUUAACCAACCUAGAGCAGGCAGUCACGCCUGGCGGGAAGGUCGAGACUUAUCGCGUAAUCGUAUUGCCGCCGAUACCUCCCCAAGGAGGCUCGAGCAAUUAACCCACUCGUACAACGAGAUAACGCGAUGUACGGUAAUGAACAAAGCGUCGCGCUCGUCGUUACUACGCCCAACUUAUUUUGACCCUUUCGGCCAACAAAUUCGCAGAACAAGAUAUAGACGAAGGUCACGGAUGAAAAACACGAUAAACGUUUUACGGAAGAGCAAUCUCGAGAUUAAACACGUCGUUGGCCAAUUCCACGUCACAAUUGUCUUCGCCAUUAAACACCGGGAUUUUAUUGAAAAACUUUUAUCAAAUUGGCUUGUUUGAUCGAUGAGUCUCGUAUCAACGAAGGUAGAUUUGCUCGCGAAAUAUCGUCGAUUUGUAUUACAUUUCGUAUAGAGAUACUUGUUUUCGGUUAGCAAACGACGUAAAAGUCAGAGGAUGAAGGAAAGGCAACUCAUCGUCUGUCCGUCGUGUGGCCUUCGAAUCUAUUACGAACGAGUAUAUUGGAAUUUCCAAAGCAACCGACCUACAGUAAAGUCAUAUCAAUUUAAUUCUUCGUCCCGAUACGUUUACUUUGAGGAUCGCGACCCUCGUAACCGCCUCUCUAACGUCGAGCUCGUCUAUCCAAAUGGGACUAACUGGAGAUAAAAUCAUUGGCGAACAAAGACUCGAUAAAGAUGCAAAACGGUGUAUCUGUGCGCCGAAAAAAAUUCUAUAUCUGUAGGAGGAAAUCGACUUGAGAUAGGUCUGAAAGAUAACCAGCAGCCUGGAAGUACCCGGUGUCCCAUUAUGCGAAAGUAUCGAUCUUUCCGCUUCGUUCUUCUACUAUGAGAAGCGAUAAAGCUUUAUGUUCCGUCUUCUAUGUAUAAUUCCUAUUGUACAGGAGAGCAAGAAAGAGCCGGGGUCCGGUUCCUUCAUAAAUCGUUGUAAGACGUUAAGCCGUUUUAUGCUUACGCUCAUUAUUAUUGGCAUUAUUAUAUACUGUGGAUUCGUCGUUCGUCGCUUGCGGCCAUUCAAGUGCUCUACGCGCUUCGAUCGAACGAACGUGGUGAACUGUUCGAGGAUUCGUUUGUCUGCCCUCCCCCUCCUUGAACGACGCGCAAACGACGAAGGGACGAACAACGUGUUAAUUGUUGAUGUACGAUCUCGUUGAGAACCCCUGAGGAAAAACAAAACAGAUAAGAAAAAGAAAACUAAAAAGAAUCGAGCCAAAGAAGCUCGUUGCGAGAACGAGCAGUUAGAAUGUGAGCGAGAGGAAGAGUGCGAGAGAGGGAGAGAAAGGAAGAGAGAGAAAGAGAGAGAGAGAGAGAGAGAGAGAGAAAGCGACGGAAGCCGCUUGCCUUCGACGCAACGAAGAAAUAUUCCUCUGGAAAAAUCGAGGAGACUGAAGGAAAGGUUAAUCGUUAGGCGAAGAAUCCUAAGAAACUCGCGUGAAGUCACACAAACUGAAGAUACAAAGCCAAAGAGAUAUUUUAGAAAGAACUCGUUCUACGUGUACGCGAUGAAAGACUCUUUCUUCGUCGUAGUCGGUGGUCGAUCUCGUUGCUCGACCGCAAGCGGAUCACGCGUGCCGAAACAGCAUUACGCGAUCGACUAAGAAAUCAAUUAAUUGUAACUGAGUCGAAAGUGCAAAAUAUACAGACAUUAAAUGUUA